Contarinia nasturtii (swede midge) is the source of this 2306-nucleotide messenger RNA. RefSeq names its product ankyrin repeat and LEM domain-containing protein 1. The transcript is spliced from 9 exons. Bases 53 to 2179 code for a protein of 708 amino acids. NCBI's taxonomy places the organism in Eukaryota, Metazoa, Arthropoda, Insecta, Diptera, Cecidomyiidae. Gene Ontology annotation, molecular function: protein binding; endonuclease activity. The record is from RefSeq and is a predicted model, not a curated record.
AUCGAUAAAUGUUUUAUUUGAAAUCAGUUAAUUGUGGUGUUGUGGUAAAAGGAUGGCUUUACAAAAGCAUCGAGAUAUAUUUUUAGCAACUUGUCUGCUUGAAUCAAUUGAAGAUGAAAAUUAUAGAAAUACGCAAAAGUUAUUGCUCGAACAUCAUGCAAAUCCCAAUUUACUGAUACCAGAAUAUAAUAUAGCUCCUAUUCACUAUGCUGCUGGAAUGGAAAACACAGAAUUUGCCGAGGCUGUAAUGAAACUAAUCUUGAAGAACAAUGGUGACCCAAACAUUCAAACCAUCGAAGGCGAAACGCCACUACACAUUGCAGUGAUUUGGAAUAGGACAUUAAUCGUAGAGAUGUUAUUGGAUCAUGGAGCUGAUCUUUCGAUCGUUGAUAAUGACAAUAACACGCCUAUUUCGCAUGCAUUAAUAGAAGAGCACUAUAAUCUGAUACCAAUAUUUCAAAACUAUGUAUUUGAAGAGAAGCUUCAGAAAAAACUCGAUGCGAAAUACGCUGAAAAUCGAAGCGAGAGAGUGCUAAACAAACGAUUAGACACUGUCAUGAAAUCGUUUCAUCAGCUGGACAUGACACAGAAUAGUGAUAAUGACAAACUUUUGACGCCAAAUCGUACAAAUUUUAAUUUUGAUGAAGCCAGUCCAUUUCUAGUGAAUGUUAAUUGUCGUCGUCGCCCAAAGUACGUAAAUGUUGAAACAGUUAAAUUCACAAAAUGUACAGACGGACAGACCAAUGACAAUAAUGUUAUUGUGAUAAGCGAUAGUGAUGAAAAUGAUGCUACUAAGGAUCACAAGGAGAAGAAGAAAAACUUUGUGAAAAAUCUAUUUGAAUUGACCGAAGACAAUAUUGAAAAACACUUGUCAAUGGUAGUGAAAAGAAGUCGAAAAAAUUCACUAAUUCACUUGUGGCGAAACAAAGUAAAUGAAUCUCGUAAAAGAACAUCUUUUUUACCCGUAAAUGAAGAUGAAUUUGAGGCAUUCCUAUCUGAUAACAUGGCUGAAGUGGAAUCGGUUCAAUCAUCUCAAAAAAGUUUAGAAACAGUUAUACCAGUCAAGUCAACCGGUUACCAACAAUGUACUGAAAUCGAAGACAGCUUUAUUACAGCGAUUGACGAACAUGAAUUGGCCACCGUAGAAAAGAGUUUGACAAAUAUUGAUUUAAAGAAGAGAUCUGAUGUAGUUUUUCAGACACAAGAGUUGUACGAACAUUUUGAUCCUGAACAAAAUAUUUUGUUCUACGAAAACAAAUUGCUAGCAAAUCCUAUGGCCGCAGCCAUUAGAGAAAAAAUUACAGAUCAAGACGUUAUCAACUUGAAUACAUCUUCGGAAAGUGGUACAGUUACAGAUCUGCCCACCGAUUAUGAUACAGAUGAUUUACGAAAGGAGUUGAAAGCAUUUGGAGAUGUACCAGGUCCAAUUACCAAAAACACAAAGCGCUUAUACUUGAGAAGACUGGUGCGAUACCAUCGUUCACGACGUCCUCAGGAAUCAACACAGCAUUCAAAACAAGGAUCAAUAUGUAAUUUUUCAAUUGAAUUACAAAAAACGAUGAAAAAUGAAAUCGACUCACUGGAUUUCAUAAACAUCGACUAUUCGCUAUUGGAACGUCAAAUGAUAAGUAGCUUUCAAUCGAGCCAAACGAAAAAUAUGCGCGAAGGAAAUUUAAAAAAAAGCUUUAAUUAUUUGUUGAUCGAUCCCCGAAUAGCCGAAAAUAUUCUUGCCGAUUCUCAGGUUAUUCCUAUGUCAGAGUUGUGGUGUCGUUUCUUAAAAGCCAUUUUUUAUGUUGGUAAAGGGAAAAGCAGUAGACCGUUUCACCAUUUGUACGAUGCUAUUAAAAUUUAUCGUGAUAAUAGUUUGGAUGUGGAAAAAAUGCCAGAGUCCUUGAAACUUGCACGAAUUAUCGACAUAUGGAAAUCAAAUAAGGGUGUCAUUUGUUUACCGGUAUUUCAUAACAUAACACCAGUUGAGGCAUAUACACGUGAAGCAGCAAUCAUCGACUGUGUGGGCGUGGAAAAUCUUACCAAUAUCAAAAGAGGCGAUUAUUAUGGAAUUGUUAAAUCUUGGUCAAUGCGAGAUCGUAAGAAGUUGGGAGUGUUACUGCUGUACAAAGCUCUUCAAGUUUUUAUGAUUGAGGGAGAGAGUCAGCUGCGCCCAAACGACAUUAAAUAGGAAGUCAGAUUUAUAAUUGACAAAUGUUAUCAAUUAAAAUGCUAUUUAUAAACUUUUUUAUCAAUUCAAAUGAGUCCCGUCAAUAACCGUAUCGGUUGAUAAUAAAAUCACACACAUUCAAAAAUAA